GUCUCAGUUCCAAUCUUGUGUUUCUCUUCUUCACUUCACAAACCACUCCAGCCAAGGGUUUCCGAUCAAAGAAUCAAGAACCCUCCAAAUAUUCCGAGAAUGUCAACCCUAACAGUAAUACCACUCCAUUUUCCAAACCCUUAUCCAAUCCUUGUGGUUCUUCUUCUUCUCCUUCUCCUUCACCUGUUGUGAAGAAAUCGUGUUCCAAGUCACAGAAGAAGCCACAAUCCUCGGCAGCAAAGGAGGGUGUUGUGAAUUCCGUUCAGAAGAACAAGAUCAGGCAGAGGAAGUUCGUUGUUGCAAAGAAGAAUAAGAACAAGAAGUUCGAAGGGAGUGGUGGUGAUGGUGAUCAGGGUUCAAACUCAACGCUGUCGUUUUGUAAGUGCAAAGAGAGCAACAAGAACAACAAGUGUCUUUGUGUGGCUUACCAGAAUCUCAGGAAGUCACAGGAAGAGUUCUUCAAGAACAAGCAAGCACAAGAACAAGAGCAAGAUCAAGAAGAUGGAGCUGCUGAGAUUGAGAGAGUGAUCAUUGAAGAAGAACAACGACAACAACAAGAAGCCAUAGGAGAGGAUUGUGGUGGAUAGUUCCAAUUGUAUUAGGUACCCAAAAAUGGCAUCACACUCACCAACCCGUUUCUGUUUCUCUCUCAUUGUUCUCUGUGCAGCCUUCAUCUUGGGAGCUAACGGAGCCUCACCGUCCCACUCGCACAACGCUGCCCCAGCCCCCGCCGUGGAUUGCUCCUCCCUGGUUCUAACCAUGGCGGAUUGCUUGUCCUUCGUCACCAAUGGCAGCACCACCACCAAGCCGGAAGGUAACUGCUGCUCCGGGCUCAAAUCGGUUCUGAAAACGGCGCCUCAGUGUCUGUGUGAAGCCUUCAAGAGCAGCGCUCAGUUCGGCGUCGUUCUCAAUGUCACCAAGGCCCUCGCUCUCCCCGCUGCAUGCAAAGUCUCCGCCCCUUCCGCUUCCAACUGUGGAUUGUCUGAAACACCUGCCGCCGCUCCUGUGUAUCUAACAGGACUUCUAAUGGAGGUAGAAGAAGCAGAAGAAAUAGUUUGGAAUCAACUAGCACCUUUGGGGGAAGCAGGUGGAAGAAGAAGCAGCAGCUGAGAGUCACCAGCCAAAAACCAUUCAAGCUAAGAACUGAGGAAAGGGGAAAGGUGAAAGAGGAAGAAUUUGUGAAGAAGAUACAUGAAAUGAUGACAGAGGAAGAGAAGCAAAGGAUACUGGGCUUCCAUGGACAACAGAUGAACCUGAGUGUUUGGUAAAGCCUCCUGUCAAAGAAAUCACACAGCCGAUUGACCUGCAGCUUCACAGUGAUGUGCGGGCAAUGGAUCGUGCUGAGUUUGAUCAUCAGGUCCUUCAUCUCCAACAAUUCCCCUUCAAGCUCAACCGGCAACACCUUCUCCUCCCUUGGAGAUGCUUCUCGCCGCAAUCAUCGUCGUUGAACUCUUCCAUGCCGUCCGCCUUCGAUACCCCGCCAGUGCAUUGUUUCCGGUUUGCCGCAGCCACUGAUGCUCCACCUACUCCAAUGUGAUUCAGAGGCUCCUGAAGGAUUAUUCUCCGGUAGAGAAAUUAUCGAUUCCGACACAAAGUUUCAUGAGUUUUGUGAGGAGUUCUAUCGGUCUGUGAAGAACAGGGGAGUGGCAAAUUCGGGGAUUGAUGAGGCUGAAAGUUGAAGACCAAGGUAUGGUGGGUUAAUUCUAUCAUUGAUUUCCUUUUAUGAUCUUUUCCUUUUAUUCAAAAUCAAUAUCUCUGGAGCUUUAUAUUUCUAUACAAAAAAUUAACAGAAGAUAGCUAACAAUUUUUUCUGGGUUAACUGCAUUUUCU
Messenger RNA from Arachis duranensis, 1830 nucleotides. RefSeq names its product non-specific lipid transfer protein GPI-anchored 31. Gene Ontology annotation, molecular function: lipid binding. Gene Ontology annotation, biological process: lipid transport. The transcript is spliced from 7 exons. The record is from RefSeq and is a predicted model, not a curated record. NCBI's taxonomy places the organism in Eukaryota, Viridiplantae, Streptophyta, Magnoliopsida, Fabales, Fabaceae. Bases 613 to 1110 code for a protein of 165 amino acids.